AUGGGCCGCACCUAUUGCACUCAGAACCCUAAAUUCUCCCCCAGCAACACCGUCAACCUGCACAGCUACCGCCGCAGCCUGCCCUUCCAGUGUGAUGAUGCUGGCUAUAUCACUACUUAUAAUAAGCUCCUCACCACAACCCAUAAGAAUGUUGAGCAUUAUAAUUCCUUGGGCAUGCUGUACACAAAUGCCACAUCCGCACUGCAGGGCAACUGGUUCUACAUUGAGCAGGGCGACAAUGGAUUCCAGUUCAAGGAGACUGAGAUGGGCAAGUAUCUAGUGCUGAAGAGGGAUUGGAUGGGACUUGAUGAUGAGGGAACAGACCUCUGGUUUAAGGAGUGGCUGGUUAAGGAAGGAAGGUAUAUCAUCACGCUGAGAGGAGAUAACAUCUACCCGUUAGAUAGACUGGGAUAUCAUCUGUGGUUUGAGGGGGCACCGGACGCGGUGUUUCAGAAUGAUGAGGAUGAUCUGAAUGUCAAGGGGGAGGGACAGCAUGCAUUGUUUUGGAUUGAUACGGUAUUGGGGUUGUAG
This is a messenger RNA of Aspergillus novofumigatus IBT 16806, 531 nucleotides long. RefSeq lists its product as uncharacterized. Lineage: Eukaryota; Fungi; Ascomycota; Eurotiomycetes; Eurotiales; Aspergillaceae. The record is from RefSeq and is a predicted model, not a curated record. The coding region runs from base 1 to 531 and encodes 176 amino acids. The transcript has 2 exons.